UCACUAUCAAAAUGCCGGAAGAAUGGGAAGGACCAGUGAAGAUGUGGGACGGCCCAGCUCCACCAGCACAAGCACCAGACCCCAAUGACCACUUACAAUACAUGCGCCUCGCCCUGGACCAAGCACAGGAGUCACCCCCGAAGCCAACGAACUUCUGUGUUGGAGCCUUGCUAGUCGAUGCAGACACUGGCACUAUCCUCGAGAGAGGCUAUACUUUGGAGUGCGAAGGCAAUACACAUGCCGAGCAAUGCUGCCUGAUAAAGUUUGCGAAAGCACAUGGUCUGCCUGAGGAGCGUGUUGGGGAAGUACUGCCAGCAGAUACGGUCAUCUACACUACGAUGGAGCCUUGCAACAAGAGAUCUGUUGGCAAUAUACCAUGCGUAGAUCGUCUCAUUCGUACGAAAGGACCGGAUGGUCGACUGAGGAUUAAGAAGGUCUAUCUUGGAGUCAAGGAGCCGGAGAAGUUUGUCGGUGCCAAUGAGGGCAUAGCGAAGCUGCAACAGCAUGGAAUCGAAUGCAUACACGUGCCCGGGCUGGAAGAGCGUAUCCUGCAGGUAGCGACUGCUGGGCAUGAAACAUGAAGAUGUUCGAUUAUCGAAAUAUAAGCCAA
This is a messenger RNA of Macroventuria anomochaeta, 610 nucleotides long. RefSeq names its product cytidine deaminase-like protein. The record is from RefSeq and is a predicted model, not a curated record. Gene Ontology annotation, molecular function: diaminohydroxyphosphoribosylaminopyrimidine deaminase activity. The transcript has a single exon. NCBI's taxonomy places the organism in Eukaryota, Fungi, Ascomycota, Dothideomycetes, Pleosporales, Didymellaceae. The coding region runs from base 12 to 581 and encodes 189 amino acids.